AUGGAUAACAGAAUCUACAGAACACUACACCCGGUACUUGCAUCGAGGAACAGAUGGAAGACGAACCCAGCCCAUCCUUUGACCCAACGGAUCCGUGACCUUACGCAGAAGAAGAAAGCCCAGCGUCGAGUCAUACUUAGGAGUGAGAUUGUGAAUGAAUCCUUAUGUGACCAAAUUGUUCAACGUGUAGCGCCCUAUCUUCGUCAAACCACCCCAGUGGAUAUCCUUGACCUGUGGCCUGGUAGCGGCUUGUGGUCAUCCAAAAUCAAUGACUUCCUACGACCUCGCCGCCAUGUGCUUGUUGAGCCAGACCUCGACAUCUGGGGUGAAUUUCUUCAUCCCUUAACAGAGAGCAAACCCUGCUACAAGCUCCUUCCUAUGGAUAUCUAUCCAAGUGCCGGGCUGCAUAAGACAAAAAUCGAUUGGGGUGCUGUAAUAAAAGAAAACUUUCCAGAGCAAAGCCUACCCUCGCAAAGCUCUGCGGGUCUACCACGAAAUGAUACGCUCCUCGUCUUGGCCAACCCGCCCCAGGCAUCUUCUGGCAAGGAUCAUAUGACACCGGGGCGCUGGUGGAUUAAGUUCUUGGAAACAUGUUUGCAAAAACAUGAUUUGCAUAGCUACGGGUCUGUCCGAAUCAUUGCACAACUUCCCCACACUGAGAUUACGACUGUUCUCCCGCGAGCAAUUGCAGAGCGAAAGCGGUCUGGAUUGUUGACGGAGACUUUGGCCUUGCACUGCGUGGAGCUCGCGAGGCCGGAGAUGCCUGAGCCACAGUAUACUUGGCGAGAUUACAACGAAACCGUCAAAAACAGAGAACGAGUCAGCGAAAGAGCCGCGGCACAGGGCAUUGUCACGCCGCCAGAUCGACAGUUACCUCCCCUUGAAUAUGUGCCACCCACCCCUGAGCGUGCCCUUGGUCGUGCCUCGAGAAGAAAGGAUACCCAGCCUUACAUCCACAGACGACUUCUUGAGUCCCAUAAGCCUUUACUGGAUGAUAUCGCAAAAGGAGACCUGAUUUUAGGAGAGAGGCCGGAUAAAAAGAAAGCAAAUCCAGCGAAAAUCAAAGCACGAAACGCGGCUAUCACCACAUUAGACAGAGAGAACACAAGUGCCUAUUACCGCCUGAAAUUUGCCAACCGCCAGCUUGAGAUUGACGAACUUACACGAAAGUUUGCCCGUGCAGCAGCAGAUGUCAAUGAAACCCCCGAGAGAUUGAAAGGCUUGGAAGGUGAUAUUGUGUCUCUGCAAUCCAUCCAGAACGCUGAAAUCUCCGAGAUACACUUCGUGAAAAAGAGGUAUUAUGACAGAGUGAUGGAUGACGCCCGCAAUGUUGCUCUAUCCAACAAUUUCGACAAUUCCGUAUUGCUUUGGGAACGACGACCGUUUGAGCCCCUGUUUAUCCCCCCAUCGAAUGUUUAUCCUCACGACUACCCGCGUGGCGUCGUCUACUUUGAAGCACAGCCUAACCCUCCUGUGGUGCAGAAGAUUUCCGAAAUGCCGAACGUAGACACUACCGAAUUUCUCUCUCGGUUCCAGGCCCUGAGUGCUCCUUUCCACCCCAGUGUCAGCAUGUCGGUCAGCGAACUGCUUUCCAUACUUCUCCCGGGGCGGAGCAUCAACGAAAUCGUCCAGGCCAUUCCCAGUCUCACGGCCUUUGCGGACCGGCGACUGAAGCCUGGCUGUGGGCCAAUGGCCUUGCCAGAUCCUUCUGCAGAUCCGGCGUUCAGCUACCAGGCCAACUUGGACUAUGACUUGAGUGGUGUCCGAGUGCGAUCACUUUCUACCACCACACUAUUUGAGAUUAUGGUUGAGUUCGAGAAAAGCUCACCUAGGACAAGCACAUUGCAGUUCAACCGCAUGUUGGGUGGGACACUGACCUCAUUCCAAUCCGGAAUUGAAAACAUCCAACUGCACUAA
Penicillium arizonense is the source of this 1917-nucleotide messenger RNA. RefSeq lists its product as uncharacterized. The coding region runs from base 1 to 1917 and encodes 638 amino acids. The record is from RefSeq and is a predicted model, not a curated record. The transcript has 2 exons. Lineage: Eukaryota; Fungi; Ascomycota; Eurotiomycetes; Eurotiales; Aspergillaceae.